Messenger RNA from Anolis sagrei ordinatus, 5421 nucleotides. NCBI's taxonomy places the organism in Eukaryota, Metazoa, Chordata, Lepidosauria, Squamata, Anolidae. The record is from RefSeq and is a predicted model, not a curated record.
AAUGAGCCUCGUUUGCCGUGACCAAAUCUAACGAAUCUAAGCGGCUUAAGCCUGGGGUUUAUGGCAUUAGGGAAAAGAAGGCAACACAACAAGCGAGGCUGCGGUCGUGCAACAACGACAACAACGGGGACGAUGUUCCGGAAGCAAAGGAACGUCCAGAAGAACCUCAACGUUCCUCCAUCUUCCGGAUCAUCCCACCGUCUAAAUGGCCCAAGGAGACCCGUGGAAGCGACCAUAUUGGGGUUGCCUCUAAGAAGCAGAACGGUUGACCACAACCUGGUCCAGACCAACCUCUCUUUUCUGGAUUGGCCUUCCCAAGAGAAGCAAACCAACCUCAAUUCCAAAUUGAAGAGGUUCGGACUGGGAAACGGGGCGGACACUGACAGCCCUGAGGUUGACCGGAAGAGGAACCAUCCACAGAAACUGUUUCGGCCAAGCCAUGAUGUUCCACCUUCAGAGAACGGAAUGGGGAGCAAGGAAAAGGAGGCCUCAAGACGGGUUCUAGGUCGUUUCUCCAAACAAAGACCACACGGAGGUGUCUCCUCCUCCUCCAGAUGGGUGGAGACACCAUCUCAGAGUUCCCUCCAUCGCCAUCCUUCCUCUCCAAGUCUGGAUAAUAGCGCCGAUCCGUCUUCUCUAGGGACAACCCUCCUCUCGGAACACCUGAAGAGAUCGGGUCUGGGAGAGAAUCGUCCUUCUCCAACGUUCCAGGCUGUCCCAAGGUCUUCAGACGUUGCCAGCUUCCCCGAGCGUAUCAAGACCUCCAAAUUGGUGGAGAACCGUCCUUCUCCGACACUCCAAAAUAUCUUGAGGUCUUCAGACCUGGGCUAUUCCACCCAACGUCUCCAAGAGCAUCUGAAGACCUCAGAUUUAGUGGAGAACCCCCCUUCUUCUCCAACGUUCCAAGCCUACUUAAGGUCUUCAGAUCUCAGCAACUCCGUCCAACAUCUCCAAGAGCAUCUGAAGACCUCCAACUUAGCGGAGAACCAUCCUUCUUCUUCAAGGUUCCAAUCCAACCUAAGGUCUUCGGAUGUUGACAGCUCCACCCAGCAUCUCCAAGAGCAUGUCAAGAUCUCCAAAUUGGUGGAGAACUGUCCUUCUUCUUCAUGGUUCCAGGACAUCCUAAGGUCUUCAGACAUUGACAGCUCUAUCCAACGUCUCCAAGACCAUUUAAAGACAUCCAACUUAGUAGAGAACCAUCCUUCUUCUCCAACAUUCCAGGCCAACUUAAGAUCUUCAGAUCUCAGCAACUCCAUCCAACAUCUACAAGACUCUCUGAAGACGUCCGACUUAGUGGAGACCUGUCCUUCUUCAAGGUUCCAGGACAUCCUAAAGUCCUCAGACAUUGACAGCUCAACCCAGCAUCUCCAAAAGCAUGUCAAUACCUCCAAAUUGGUGGAGAACCAUCCUUCUUCUCCAACACUCGAGGACAUUUUGAGGUCAUCAGAUCUCUGCAAUUCCAUCCAACAUGUCCAAAACCAUCUGAAGACGUCCGACAUAGUGGAGAACCGUCCUUCUUCAUCGUUCCAGGCCAACUCAAGGUCUUCAGAUCUCAGCAACUCCAUCCAACAUCUCCAAGACGAAGCCGGGAUGGGGGCCUUGGGGUCAUUCCCGUCGGAACCCAAAUACUCCUCUCUGCCUCGGCCCUCGUGGGUCAGUCCCCCGGGUUCUACCACCACCCCGCUGAGUAUUAUGGAGCGCCUCAUGGCCGAGCAGAAUUGGGAUGCCUCCUUUGGUAGAGAGUUUGGAGACAGUGAGCCCCUUCGUCGCCCCUCUAUCAUGGAGACCAUAGAACACAGCUGGCCAGCAGUCAACAUACAGGGCAACAUUGGCUCAAGCUCAACACUGCUUCCAAGCAAAGAUGCUUCCUUUUCAUACCUUUUCAGAUCUCAUUGGGGUGGUCAGUGGAAUCUGGAUCCAGAGGAACCUCCUUCUGGGGCAUCCCAUCACAUUGACAUGGUUCAACCUGACCUUUCUUUGGUUGACCAUGGUCGGCCAAAGACUGAUAGCCACCAGAAAAGAUAUGGCUUGAAAGAACCUUCUUCUGAAGCAUCCCAUCGCAUUGACUUGGGUCAACAGGACUUUCCUUUGGUCAGUCGUGGUUGGCCAAAGACUGAUAGCCACCAGAAGAGAUAUGGCUUGGAAGAACCUUCUUCUGGAGCAUGCCAUCAUGUUGACUUAGGUCAACAGGACCUUUCCUCAAUCAGCAGUAGUUGGCCAAAGACUGAUAGUCACCAGAAGAGAUAUGGCUUGGAAGGCCCUUCUUCUGGACCAUCCCAUCACAUUAACUUGGGUCAACAUGACCUUCCCUUGGUCAACCGUAGUUGGCCAAAGACUGAUGGCCACCAGACAAGAUAUGGCUUGGAAGAACCUUCUUCUGAAGCCUCCCAACAUGUUGACGUGGGCCAACAGGAUCUUCUCUCCAGGUCUAACAUGGACAGGGAAGGACAUUUGACUGUCCAGUCUUCUGGAGCUCCUGGUGGCCAAGACUCUAACCUAUGUGAACCAGGAGAGAGCGUCGGAACCUCGUUUUCUGCAAACUUUGUAGACAACCAGAGCUUGUUUUCGCCCCAUUGGAAACUCAGAGCAUUUGCAGGAGCCAAGAAAGGAGAAGGCUCUCUGGCUACUAACGUUGCAUCGGGGAGUUCCAGUGGCUCCUCACAUGUUCCUCAUGAUAGUAGUUGGCCCAGUGUUAAAAGCAUGAAAGAGAGGAUGGAGCAUCCCUACGGCGAAAGGAGAGAUUAUUCUCGGCGAGGCGUCCCUCGGGAGGAGGACCUGGAAAGCGAUAAUGGAUCAACGGAGAAGAGGAGAAACAGGCCUCCGUUGGGGAAAUCUUUCCUGGCUUGGCAUGACCACGCUUUUGAGAAGAAGGCCGCCGCCGCCCAGGCUUUGUACGAGCGCCACUUGAAACGCAAAGGCUUGGCCGCCUUGCAGUGGGCCGUCCAGCUGAGGAACGUCCAAGCGGACAUUGCGCAGAGGAGUCACGCUUUGACCAUUAUGGCCGCCAGCUUCCGCCGGGAUAUUUCUUGCUGCCAGUGGCAGGAUGCUGCGGCCAAAGAGCGCCAGGCGGGGACGUCCAAGCGUGGCCGAAGUCAGAGGUCACUUCAGGAGAGAGAACCAAUCGAACGGCAUCCUUUCCUCUCCCAGUUAUCUCCGGAGCACCGGGACGAAGCGGCUCGUUACAGCAGGGCGGAAGGAAGCCUAUGGAUGCAGCUCCGUCAUGUGCCGGAAACAGACAACUUGUGCCGGAAAACCGAAGCAUUGCGGGACAUGAGACGGCUGGCUGCAGCUUUUAGAUUGUGGCGCCUUCAGAAGGACCGCCUCGAAAAGGAAGAGGCCCAGGUUCAAGAGGCGCGGACUUUUCUGGAGAAGAAGAAGCUGGUGGAGGCCUUCCAGGCGUGGCGGUCCCGUUUCGGGGAAAGCCAAGAAACCCGUCUGCUUUCAGCCAGGAUCCAGAGAGGACUGAUCAGCCGGUGUGAUGGCCUCCCUUUCUUUGUCUCCUCCAUCCCAAGGUGCUUCGAAGCUUGGAAAGGCUUUGCGAGGCGAGAGGCGUUGAGCCAUCAGGGCCUGGAGCUUCUCCGGUUGCGCUCUCUGCAUCUCUGUUUCCAGCAAUGGAACCGAAUGGUGGAGGUCAAGGAGAAGAGCCGGGGAGCGCUACUCGAACUCCUCGCCCUGAAGCAGAGGAGGUCUUACGCCCGGUUCGCCUUCGGUCCUGGCUCUUACAUUGUCCAGCCCUGUUUGGCCUCCACAAGAUGGUCCCAAAGGAACGGAGGGGACACUCUGGACAGCCUUCUCCACGCUUUGGCCUUACAGGCGGCCUUUCAGACCUGGAGGACCAGGCAGCAAGAAGCCCAAUUGGCCGUGUGGUUUGGCCGAGACGUGGAGCGGCGCCACCUGCGGGGCUGUUGGGAGCGCUGGCGCUGGAAGGCCCUCUCUGCGAACGGGGUGGGACUGGACUCCGGGGACCGACCCCUGACCUCGCCUGACCUUUCAGAGGUGUCGCUGUCCUCCGGCUUCCACAGCGGAGGGGCUGCUCCACUCCCUUGGUUGGGAAAGGGGAGCAGCCAGGAAAGCAGCAGCCGCGCAAGCGUCUCUUCCUGGGCCGCGAUGGAAGAUUCCGGGCUCUUCCACGAUGAUUCUCCAUCUUUGGAAGAUAUCAUCAAUGCCGCCCUCGAAUGCCGGGCGACUUCUACUCGGCGGGAGAAUCGCUUCCAAACGUUGAGGUUCCUCAACCCAGGCAGUGAGGGGAAAGCCAUCUUGGCCAAUUUGAGGCAGACGAGACGCGGGGACAAUGCAACAGAGGUCAAUGCCAGAGACCCGAGUGCGAAUUUGCCACGGGCAGAACUUCUCCAGGGGCCACAAGAUCAGAGGAGAGUCCUAGCGAAAUACUUUGGACUUUGGUCAACUUCGACACAUCAGAACCAGGAGGUCUCUCACCAUCGGAGACAACUCCUGUCCCGGCCUUUUGAUGGUGACCCUGCACUGCGCAGGGCCCAGGCCUGGUUCGAGCGCACCCAGCGUCGCCGCCUCCUGUCGUCCUGCUUUGGGAAAUGGAAAGCGGCAUCCCAAAGAGCCGGACAACGAAGGCAAGAGGCGGAAAUCCAAUCCGAAGUGAAGCGGCGGUCCCUCCGGCGCUGGAGGAGGGCGGCCAGGGGCUACCGGGCCUUGCGCUUGAGCUCCGUGAAUCAGGCUGGGAACUACUGGACCCGGGCUGCCGCUUUGCGCCAAUGCCGCCGCCAAAGGAGCAGCCUCAUCGGACCCCAGAAAUUCACCAAAUUGUUCCCGACUUGGCCAUGCCGCCAACGAUGGAGCCGGGAAGAGGACUCCAACUCGUGCAGCUCUUUCCGGUUUUGGCUGACCACGUAUCGAGGCCAAAGCAGGACGCGACGGACGCAAGAAGAUACGGAUCCAUUGGGACAGAGAUGUAAACAAAGAGAGUCGAUGGCCGGGGAAAAGCAACGGCUUGGAAGGAAGUAUUUGCGCGUCUGGAGGCACGGCGUCUUCCUGCGCCAAUUGCGAGCCGCGAAGGACAGCCGGCGAAUGGUGAGAGCGUGGAUGCUCUGGAAGGAGGCUUGCAGGACGAACCUUCUCGUCAACACCUUGGCACAGCAGAGGCUGGCCGAAUGGGGCUGGACGACGUGGCGCCGGCGAUGCCUUCAGGGAUGGGUGGCCGAGCGCUUCCUGGACACCGACAACCGGCAUUUGCUCCGGAAGGCCUUUGGACGCUGGAGGCAGCUGGCAGACGCAUCUCGACACCAGGCCAACGUCCAUCGCUAGCAGAAGAACAUACAUACAUACAUACAUACAUACAUACAUACAUACAUACAUAUAUAUUUCAGGACUGUCGGUUGCAUGCCUCGUAUCCCUGUAAUCCACAGAAAAUAAAUUUGGUCCAAACCAUUGCGAGACCACUCAAACCAA